AGCUGAGUUCUAUACCAUGCAUUGAAUUGUGCUUAUUGCUAAUUUUUAUAUGUGGUACCUGUAUAAAGCCUAAACUGGAUUUCCUUCUUUUUAUUCUAAUAUUUUGUGGUUUGUAGUUCAACGCAGAGACAAUAAAAUAUUUUAACAUUGUAUUUUAGUUGUUAGUAAGAAUGGCUUUGAAACUCGAUGACUUUCUUACAAAGAAGAAAGAACCUGCUCAGGUGCUUGAUUUGUCUAAAGCAACUGCUAACACUAAAGAAGACUUUAGAAGGCUUUUGGAAAAAGUUCCUGAAUACAAAAUUCGCCCUGAAAAGGUAAAGCCUGAAGAGAUCAAAAUAAAAGAGAAGGACUUCACAUUCAAGACACCCAAGCGAGAGUUGCGACAAUCCAAAGAGUAUCCAUUUGCAGACCCCGUCCCUCCAGAGAUGAGGGGAGUCAGACUGGAAGACUUGAGUUGUGUCAAUAUCCAGUGGAAGAUGCUCACUACCCUGCGACCUAAGAACAAACAGGACGAGGAGCUGUUCUCCAGAUUGGUGGAGCUUGGAAAACUCCGGUUGCAGACUGAGGAGAGGGAGCGUAAAGUGAACGACUCAGACUUUCUGAGGAAGAUGAAGAACCGUGCAGGUGUGCUGGAGACUCGGCUAAUCUCUUGUAUUGAGUGCGGGGAGGAAUUUUGUAGUGGUGAGCUUUGUACAGACUUCAUGUACGAGUCGUCCAUUCGAGAGAACAAGACUCAGUCUGGCCCAGCAACCACCAAAGCAGGCACACAGGAGCGUGGGCGUACGAAGAAGAGGCGCCCCCGACGAUCCAAGAGCCGACAUAAGAGUGCCAAAAGUAAGAGUAAGAGCAGGGAACGCCGCAAGAGCAAAAGUGCUGAGAGGAAGAAGAGUAUGGAGCGUAAGAAAAGUGUCAGUUUGGAGCGAGUGAGGAAGAAAAGUUCAGAGAAGAGCAAAAGUCAGGAACGGCAAAAACCUAGAACUGCUAAAAAAUAAAGUUUUCUGCAUUAUCUAGCUAAAUUAAUUUUGUAUACCUAGCUUGUUUCAAAAUAUAAUGGAAUCUUUAAAGACUGAACAUUCAUUUCUCUUUUUUGUAUUUACCAGGUAGGAGAAUGCCAUAUUAAAUUUUGCGUAACAGGCUUCGCUGAGUUCCAAUUCCAAUUUCAAGUCUAUAGCGUAUUAAAUUAUUGGUAGAUAGAACUACAGACAAACAUACGUCAAACAAAAGAGAAAUUGUGUCAGCCUACUGAUAGGCUUCAACAAUGCUCAGACAAAUUUUAUGGUUGGGCAUACAACAUUCACAAAAAACUCACUCUUGUCUAUGUAGAAAUGAAGUUUCUUAGAAAAUUUCAAGCCUACAGACGAAAUUUUUAUGAAUAUAUCUUGCCACUUCAUACAAUCACUUUUAGUUAAUUAAAUUGGGUUUAAUAUCAGUGUUUAACCCUAGAAAUUACCAAGUCGUAAUUUACAAUGCUUUUUUCCUGCUUCGAGUACAGACUUAUGCAUAUUACAAUUUGGGUGUUAUUGUGGUGUAAAUGGUUUUUUUAACUCUUGAAAUUGAAUAUUAUGGCCAUAAUUCAAUAAAAAAUGCCUUGUAGAGCAUAAAAUAAAUAUAAAUCAAGUGGUUUUCUUUUCAUAGUAAAGGCAAAAAUGCAAAACGUGUUGUGGGUCUGGUACACUUGUAUAAUAAAAUCACUGAUUCCAACAACUUUCACCCAAGCCAAUCACUGUUAAUUUGAGGUGGGCCCUCCCACUGACUUUACUAUAGACCAGUCUCUCAUAAUCUACCACCAGACCGCAAAAAUCUCUAAUG
Homalodisca vitripennis (glassy-winged sharpshooter) is the source of this 1809-nucleotide messenger RNA. Its product is annotated as arginine/serine-rich coiled-coil protein 2. The record is from RefSeq and is a predicted model, not a curated record. Bases 171 to 992 code for a protein of 273 amino acids. Lineage: Eukaryota; Metazoa; Arthropoda; Insecta; Hemiptera; Cicadellidae. The transcript is spliced from 3 exons.